GGCAUCUUUUGGAUUUGUUGUGAAGCGAAGUUUUUCUUGUUCCGGCUGAAAAUUGAUAAUUUCUUCAUAAAAAUCUACUAAAAUGGGUACCAAACGACCCAAUAACAGCGUGGUUCUGGCCCAGGAGCCAAAACGCAGCAAAAGCGAACUGAUAGCCUACACAAAUCGGGACAAGGCGCUCCUGGAAUCGGGUGUAAGGCGAACUUCGAACCUUCAGGCACCCAUAAUGCAACUGGAGGGUCAUGAGGGAGAGAUCUUUACCACAGAAUUUCAUCCGGAGGGAGAGAUGCUGCUAUCCUCUGGGUUUGAUAGGCAGAUUCAUAUCUGGCAGGUUUACGGUGACUGUGAGAAUAUUAUGGCUCUAUCCGGACACAGUGGCGCUGUAAUGGAAGCCCAUUUCACGCCGGAUGGCUCGCAUAUAUUCUCCUGCUCGACGGACAAAACUCUAGCCAUUUGGGACAUUGUUACGGGUCAACGGCAGCGACGCUUCAAGGGCCACGGGAACUUUGUGAACAGUGUGCAGGGAUCGCGACGAGGCCAACAGCUGCUGUGCUCAGGCAGUGAUGACCGGACCAUAAAGAUCUGGGAUGCGCGGAAGAAACACGCCGCCCAUACGCUGGAGUCUCCCUUCCAGGUGACUGCAGUUUGUUUUGGUGACACCGGAGAACAAGUAAUCACCGGAGGCAUCGAUAAUGAACUGAAAAUUUGGGAUAUUCGAAAGCAGGCGGUUCUGCAUAACUUGCGAGGACACGCCGAUACUGUUACCGGCAUGGCGCUGUCGCCUGAAGGUGAUUUCGUCCUUACCAACGCCAUGGACAACACGCUGAGAGUGUGGGACGUGCGGCCCUAUGCUCCUGGCGAGCGGUGUGUCAAGGUAUUCCAGGGCCAUCAGCACAACUUUGAGAAGAAUCUGCUGCGCUGCGCUUGGUCACCGGGAAGCGACAAAAUAUCCUGCGGUUCGGCCGAUCGGCAUGUCUACAUUUGGGAUGUCAACACGAGGCGCAUUCUAUACAAGCUGCCAGGACAUAAUGGCAGUGUAAACGAUGUGGAUUUCAGUCCGAAAGAACCUUUAAUUUUGUCUGGAUCCAGCGAUAAAACCUUGUAUCUGGGCGAGAUUGAGGACUGACCUAUGGAGAAGCCAAGUCAAAGGAUAGGCCCACUGCUGGAGACUCCAGUGGAAUGACAAAAUGGAGAAAUCGAAGAUUAGUUUUAUGA
Messenger RNA from Drosophila bipectinata, 1215 nucleotides. Its product is annotated as U5 small nuclear ribonucleoprotein 40 kDa protein. NCBI's taxonomy places the organism in Eukaryota, Metazoa, Arthropoda, Insecta, Diptera, Drosophilidae. Gene Ontology annotation, cellular component: catalytic step 2 spliceosome. The record is from RefSeq and is a predicted model, not a curated record. Gene Ontology annotation, molecular function: RNA binding; protein binding.